Dictyostelium discoideum AX4 is the source of this 3747-nucleotide messenger RNA. RefSeq names its product protein kinase, TKL group. The transcript has 2 exons. The coding region runs from base 1 to 3747 and encodes 1248 amino acids. The record is from RefSeq and is a predicted model, not a curated record. Gene Ontology annotation, molecular function: protein kinase activity; ATP binding; protein serine kinase activity. Lineage: Eukaryota; Evosea; Eumycetozoa; Dictyosteliales; Dictyosteliaceae.
AUGAGUAAAGUUAUUGGCUAUAUUGAUUAUGGUGACCCGGAUGGAAAUGAAGAACCGUCAAAACAAAAUGGUGAAUAUAUAGAUUAUUCCAAUGAAAAUGGCUAUAAUGCUUACCAUUCUGUGAAUGGUGGUUAUGACAAAGAUAACAACAACCACCACCACCACAAUCAAGAGGAAGAUUAUGAUUAUGAUAAUAAUACACACGUUAAUUAUCUAACAACAAAACAUUCACAAUUUCAAUUAAGUAGAGGACGUUUAUAUCAGGGUCAUCAAAGUUCUCAUAUAAUUUAUCCACAUCAAAGUUAUAAAUUAAGUAAUAGUGGCGAAAGUAUGAAUAGAUCAAUUAACCAAAGUAAAGAAGAAGAUCAUUUAGAGAAUAGUUUACAUGAUGAUGAAUAUUUAUAUGGAUAUGAAGAUCAUCAUGAUGAUCAAGCUAGUAGUAUAUCACAAGAAUCAUCACAAGGUUUAGAUGAAACUGAUUUUGAUAAUAUAGAUAAAUAUUUUGAAAGUAAUCAACAUUUAUUGUUACAAACUCUUCAAAAUAAUAAUAAUAAUAAUAGCAAUAGCAAUAGUAAUAGCAAUAGUAAUAGCAAUAAUAAUAAUAAUAAUAAUAAUAAUAAUAAUAAUAAUAAUAAUAAUAAUAACAAUACUAAAAAUAAUAUAACUGAUGAAAAUCAAUUAGAAAUUCAUUUAAAUGAUUUAUCAAUUGAUAGUGAUAAUAGUAAUAAUAAAAUAAAUAAACAAUAUGUAAAUAGUGAUAAUAGUAAUAAUAAUAAUAGUAAUAAUAGUAAUAAUAAUAAUAUUGGAAGUAAUAUUAAUAGUAAUUGUAAUAUAGAAAAUGAAAAAAAUAGUAAUAAUACAGAUGAUAAUAAUAAUAAUAAUAAUAUAGAAAAUGUAAAUAAAAUAAAUAUAGAAGAUAAUAAUAAUAAUAAUAAUAAUAAUAAUAAUAAUAAUAAUAAUAAUAAUAAUAAUAAUAAUAAUAAUAAUAAUAAUAAUAAUAAUAAUAAUAAUAAAAUUGAAGUAAUAUCAAAUAAACCAAUUCAAUUAUUUUCAGAUUAUGAUCCACCAAUAUUAACAACAUCAACAUCAACAUCACAAAGUAAAAUAAAAACACAACAACCAUUUUUAUUUUUUAGUUCAAAUUAUUUAAAUUCAAGUAGUACAGAAUUAGAUUUAUCAGAACAAGAAUUGAAUGAAUUUCCAAUAUUCGAUGAGAAAGAGAUUGUUCAAGGUUACAAAAUCAUUGAUUUAUCAUUUAACAAUAUUAAAUCAAUACCAUUGGAUGCAUUUACAAAUAUAUCAAAUCUUGAACAAUUGAUUAUGUUUAAUAAUAAUUUAAGUGAUGUUCCAUCAUCAAUUGAAUUUUUAAAACAUUUAACCAUUUUAGAUUUAUCACAUAAUAAUUUACAUGAAAUUUGUAGAGAAUUAGGUAAUCUAAGUUUUUUACGUGAAUUAUAUUUAUCAAAUAAUUCUUUAAAAAAGUUUCCAACAACUGGUAAUCUUUAUAAUCUUAAAAAAUUAAUUUUAGAUAAUAAUCAAAUUACAACUAUACCAAUUGAAUGUGUUGAACCAUUAAUACAAUUACAAACUUUAGAUUUAUCAUUUAAUAAAAUUGGUACAAUAACUUCAUCAACAACAACAACAACAACAACAACAACAACAAAUAAUAAUAAUAAUAAUGGUGGUGGUGGUAGUAUUUAUCAAAAAAUGAAAAAUUUAAAACAAUUAAAUUUAUCACAUAAUGAAUUGCAAGAGAUACCAUCAUCAUUAAGACAUUUAUCAAAGUUACAUAGUUUAUCAAUUGAUUAUAAUCAAAUUAGUGUUUUACCAGAUAAGGUUGUGGCGUCAUUAUCACGUUUAGCUAAAUUGACAAUUUCAAAUAAUAAAAUUAAACAAUUACCAUUUGCAAUUAAUAAUUUAUCAUCAUUGAUUGAAUUAAAUGCUUCAAAUAAUGUUAUUGAACUUUUACCAGAUUCAAUUUGUUAUCUAAGUAAUUUAAAGAAAUUAAAUUUAAAUAAUAAUAAUUUAAAAGAGUUACCAAGUAAUAUUGGUUUCUUAACUAAAUUAGUAGAUUUACAACUUUACAAUAAUCAAAUAUCAUCAUUACCAAUUAGUUUCUUAAAAUGUCGUUCAAUUAGAGAGAUUGGUACCGAUGGUAAUCCAUUACCUUCAUAUUAUCAUCUUGGUAUAAAAGCAAUUCGUUAUCAUAUUAAAAAUCCUGAUUGUGAUUUAGAUGAUCUUAAUUCAAUUUCACCAACAAUUGAUUCAUCAACAAUUGAACAACAACAACAACCAAUUCAAUUAUUUGGAGGUGGUAAUUAUAUUGAUAGUAGUAAUAACAAUGGUAAUGAAUCAUUUUGUAAUAGUGGUGAAUUAUCACCAUUAACUGAUAGUUUAGAAUGUAUUGAAAUGCCACCACCAAUGCAAAUAUCUGAAAACCUUAGAAAACCAUUAAAUGUUAAUUCACCAUCUUAUCCAUUUCAAAAAUUAGAUCCAAUUCCACAAUCACUUUAUUCUUCAUCUAAUCCAAGAAGUCAUACUGAAUCUGAUAUUCAAAAAUUAAAAAAUAAUGAUGAAACAAUAACAACUACAAAUUCAAGUAUUUCUACUACAUCAUCACCACCAUCAUUAUUAUUUGGAGUAUCAAUUAAUGGGAAUGGAAUUAUAUCAACAACAACAACAACAACAACAACAACAACCACCACCAAUGGUAAAACUUUAAGUAGACAAUCAUCAUUUCAACAAAUUCCACAACAAUUUAAUUUAUCAACAUCAACAACAAAUAUUACAAAAUUACCAAGAAUUAAAUAUACAUGGGAAAUUGAUUUUGACGAAAUUCAAUUCUUUAAUUUAAUUGGUCAAGGUGGGUUUAGUAAAGUUUAUCAUGGUGUUUGGAGAAGUAAAGAUGUUGCAAUCAAACAAAUAGAAUUACAAAAUAAUAAAUCAUUGGAUGAUUUUAGAAGGGAAGUUGGUAUUUUAAGUAAAUUGAAACCACAUGAAAAUCUAUUAGCCUACUAUGGCGCUUGUAAACAUGCAAACUAUUGUUACAUCAUCACAGAAUAUUUACCAAGAGGUUCACUACAUGAUCUAUUACAUCGUGAACAAUUGAUGAAAUUAGAUUUUAAACAAAAAGUUAGUUUUGCAAUUUGUGUUGCAUUGGGUUGUUAUCAUCUUUCAACCUAUGAACCACCAAUUUAUCAUACAGAUUUGAAAACAAAGAAUUUAUUAGUUACAAAUGCUUUAAAAAUUAAAAUUGCUGAUUUUGGUUUAGCUUCUUUUGCAAAGAAAAGUUUAACAACAAUAAUCAAUAAUAAUAAUAAUACUAAUAAUACUGCUACUAGUUCCACUACUACUUCUUCCGCCAAUGGCGCAAAUAGUAUUUCCAACAACAACAACAAUGGUACAACUUCAGUCGAUCAAUCAAGAUUAGCUUAUGCUUUUUAUGCUGCACCAGAAAUUUUAAAUUCAAAACAUUUCUCUGAAAAAUCAGAUGUUUUCUCUUUUGGUACUAUCUUAUGGGAAUUAGUUACAAAUAAAAUACCUUUUGAUGGAAUGGAUCCAUAUGAAGUUAAAGAAUUAUUAAAAUCUGGCAAAAGAUUGGAAAUACCUGAAAAUUGUAAUGAAGUUUUAAAAAAUAUAAUUCAAGAUUGUUGGAAUCAACAAUCUGAAGAUAGACCAACUUUUUUAAGUAUUUAUCAUCGUUUGGAAAAUUUAAUGAAAUCAAUUACAAAAAAAAGGAGAUUUUAA